AUGCCAUUACUCAAAUCAGGAGAGAAAAGAUAUUAUCUCGGUAUAUUCUUUAAGGCAAAUUGGUACAGAGCUGCACAGUAUUGUAGAUAUCACGGCAUGCAUUUGGCCAGCAUAGGAAGUCAAGAAGAAAAUGACAGAUUGGAAAAACACAUAAGAGAUUAUGGUCUUGGUAACGAACAUUUUUGGACAUCAGGAACGGAUCAAGCAGAAGAAGGAUCAUUUUUUUGGAUGUCAACCGGACGUCCGGUCACUUUUACAAACUGGAACACGGGAGAACCAAAUAAUUUCAGAUAUGAAAAUGGAGAAGAAGAACAUUGUCUGGAACUUUGGAACAGAGAUGGUAAAGGUUUAAAAUGGAACGAUACGCCAUGUUCUUUUGAAACUUUUUUCAUAUGUGAAGUUUAG
This is a messenger RNA of Pediculus humanus corporis (human body louse), 405 nucleotides long. RefSeq names its product Perlucin, putative. Gene Ontology annotation, molecular function: carbohydrate binding. Gene Ontology annotation, biological process: biological process involved in interspecies interaction between organisms. Gene Ontology annotation, cellular component: external side of plasma membrane. The record is from RefSeq and is a predicted model, not a curated record. Bases 1 to 405 code for a protein of 134 amino acids. The transcript has 3 exons. Lineage: Eukaryota; Metazoa; Arthropoda; Insecta; Psocodea; Pediculidae.